Rana temporaria (common frog) is the source of this 2616-nucleotide messenger RNA. Its product is annotated as galactoside alpha-(1,2)-fucosyltransferase 2-like. The coding region runs from base 334 to 1434 and encodes 366 amino acids. Gene Ontology annotation, cellular component: membrane. The record is from RefSeq and is a predicted model, not a curated record. NCBI's taxonomy places the organism in Eukaryota, Metazoa, Chordata, Amphibia, Anura, Ranidae. The transcript has 3 exons. Gene Ontology annotation, molecular function: galactoside 2-alpha-L-fucosyltransferase activity. Gene Ontology annotation, biological process: carbohydrate metabolic process.
CCCGAAAUGACACGAUCUCUCAAGGUUCAGCUUACCUGUCACUGAUUUAUUCACAUACCCCUCUACCUUAUACUAGUAGAUAAUUAUUGAACAGAUGUGUUCUCGCUAUUCUGGCUGACUGGAGUAAAAAAACAGGUUGUAUAGUUGAAGAGACAUGAAGUGGCAUCCUGGUAUUGUAGGCUCCUCCAUGUAGCUAGGCUGCUCCCUGCAGCCUCUUCUUCCCUGCAAUCCGGCAGUUGGAUUCUUCUGAUUUCAUCAAGACCGGUGAAGAAACCAUAGCCCUGCACUAAACUUGAGGACGGCAAGAAAGAGUCUACUGCCUGUGAAAAAUAAAUGCUGUUUGCCAGCGGAGAAAGGGAUCAUAAACCCCCAUGGAAAAAAAGUUGGGCGAACAUGAGAAACAUAAACAUUUGGAAGAUGAUCUUUUUUUUUAAAUUAAUAAUAAUUACAAUUAUUAGCUUCUGGUACAAUGUUGAAAGAAGUACAACAUUUUGCACAUGUGCAAGCACAAACCAAUUCCUUGAUACAAAAAAUUUGAAAAAUAGGACGCCAUCCAUCAAUGACUGUGCCUUUGAACGCACUGGUAUGUGGACUGUGGAACCUUCAGGGCGUUUGGGAAACCUCAUAGGGCAAUAUGCAACGCUGUAUGCAUUUGCAAAACGUCAUGGACAUCAAGCUUAUAUUUUACCCAGCAUGCAUUCAGCACUGUCUAAGAUAUUUAAGAUAAAGCUGCCAGUUAUUAAUGAGGAAGUUGCAAACCGCAUACCAUGGAAGAACCUCGGAAUAUACAAAAACUGGAUGGCUGAAGAAUUUAAAUACAUCCCUGGAGAAUUUGUUAAACUUUCUGGCUAUCCGUUUUCAUGGACCUUCUAUCAUCAUAUCAAAGAUGAAAUUCUUAAGGAAUUUACUUUCCAUGACUUUAUUAGAGAAGAAAGCAAUGCCUAUCUUGCUGAUAUACGGGGGAACAAAACUAAUACUACCUUCAUUGGCAUACAUGUCCGUAGAGGGGACUACGUUGAUAUUAUGCGGAAUAAUAAGAAAGGUGUACUAGCUGACAAAGACUACUUGCAAAAGGCAAUGGAGUAUUUUAGAAAAAAAUAUAAAAACCCGUUGUUUGUGGUUACCAGCAAUGGGAUAGAUUGGUGCAAAUCGAAUAUUAAUAAUUCCUUGGGAGAUGUUUACUUUCUUGGGGAUGGCAACGAGGGAUCGCCUGGCCGUGAUUUUGCUCUCUUGGUCCACUGCAACCACACAAUUAUGACCAUAGGUACAUUUGGCUUAUACGCUGCCUAUUUGACCGGAGGUGAAACCAUCUAUCUUGCAAAUUAUACUUUUCUUGAUUCCCGUCAUGGCACAGGUUUAAAAUAUGAGACUGUUUAUCUUCCUGAAUGGAUAGGGAUUCCUGCUGAUCUUACUCCAAUUUUAAAAUAUAAUUGAUAUCUCACUGAAAGAAGAAGUAGUAUUAAAGUAAACCUGUCACAAACUGCAAUAAUCUAAACAUUACAUUUAAAGAAGUUUGGGGUUAUAAAAAGUAAAGAUCCUACAGUACAUACUCACCUCUAUGCUGCAGCAUCAGUGUGAUGCUGCAGCUGUCCCAUGUUGGCUCUAAGCCUGAGAUCUGAGCGAUCGCAUGACUGCUCACUUAGCUCUCAGUCUGCAUGAAGCAGAGGUUAGUGACAGUCAGUCAUUGCUCUGCUUUGCUCCUCCAGCGUUCACUGCAGCGCUGGGCUAAAGAGGUGGCGGGUGCAGCUGGCUCCAGCGCUCAGCCUCGCAUUGAAAUGUAGAGCCAGCUGUCAAUCAGGCAGUUGGGUGGAUCCCAAAAAUAUUGUCAGUAUCAUUCCAGAGCCUGGAGCAACUUCUGCCACGUCAGCAUAUAGUGGGCUAUAGCUAUACAGCGACCACUGUACAAGUAAAGUCCUGGCCCGGGGGGGGAGAAAGAGAGCAGCGUGGAAGCUUGUGAUGGGUAAGUGAUCAACAAUAGCAUGGAGGUUAACCAUUUCACUGCCCUGACGGUCAGUGUAGAUGGGUGGUUAACACUUUCAAUGCUGUAGCACCCCUUGACAACCCAAAGGCAGGACAGCACCUCCAGAUGACAGUGGCAGUCUAGCAUUUCCCCCCCCCCCCAGGGCUAAUUCCAUAGGUAAAAUGGAAGUGGGGACUGAGACAGCCUUUGGGUUAGGGGUCCCAGAUACCGUAGCAAAUAACUUACAGACUCUCUAGAUCCAGAUCAAUGUCCAGCUUCCCAGUGUCAGAAACUUUAAGCUGACUUGGCAACACUGUAAGCAAAUUCCCAAAUUUCAGUGAAUCCUCCAAGUGAGUCACCAGGCCCUUCUAAAAGACCAACUUUCUUCAUGGCUCUCUCCAGCAAGGGGCCUUCCCCCGGGUCUGCUCUUAAGCAUAGCUUCCUCCAGACUAGGCAGGACAGCUUUAGAACCACUCCAGCACAUGUUAGGCCCCAAAACAGGAUAUGAUUCCUAGGCCUCUAGGGAAAGGGAAGCUGCCCUUUUCCUAUAUAUGGACAGAAAAAGGGCAGGGUAAAUAAACCUACAGUGCCUUGCCUUGCAAAAGUAUUCACCCCCUUUGGCUUUUUACCUAUUUUGUUACAUUACAGCCUUUAGU